Molecule: messenger RNA, 1056 nt
Organism: Malania oleifera
Lineage: Eukaryota; Viridiplantae; Streptophyta; Magnoliopsida; Santalales; Ximeniaceae
Product: ER lumen protein-retaining receptor B-like
Exons: 6
Coding region: 169-816 (215 amino acids)
Biological process (GO): protein retention in ER lumen; endoplasmic reticulum to Golgi vesicle-mediated transport
Cellular component (GO): membrane; endoplasmic reticulum; cis-Golgi network
Molecular function (GO): ER lumen protein retrieval receptor activity
Source: RefSeq, a predicted model, not a curated record
AUAAGGAGAAAGAAGAUAAAUUAGCGUCAGGUCAAUGCUCAUGCGUUUACGAGUCAAGCAUUUCAAAACUAACAUAGCGCCUUGAAAUCGGUCCUCUGCAAGAGGAGGAGAGCUUCCAAGAUUUGAACUGACAGAGCACGCGAGCAGGAACAGGAAAAGAGGGAAACCAUGAACCUGUUUAGAUUUGCUGGGGACAUGACCCAUCUCCUCAGCAUCAUCGUUCUCCUACUCAAGAUUCGCACCACGAAGUCCUGUGCUGGAAUUUCGCUUAAGACUCAAGAAUUAUAUGUUAUCAUCUUUCUUACCCGGUAUCUUGAUUUGUUCAUGAGGUAUAUCUCUUUGUACAAUACUAUCAUGAAGUUAGUGUUUAUUGGGACUUCAAUUGGUAUUGUCUGGUAUAUGAGAUACCAUAAGGUAGUGAAGCAGACAUACAGCAAGAAUGAAGACACCUUCCGACAUUACUAUCUCAUUCUGCCUUGCUUUGUGCUGGCUCUUUUGAUACACCGUGCUUUCAACGUGAAUGAGGUGCUGUGGACAUUUUCCCUAUAUCUUGAAGCAGUAGCAAUUUUACCACAACUGGUAUUACUACAGCGAUCAAGAAACAUCGAUAACUUAACUGGGAACUACAUCUUUCUUCUUGGUGCUUACCGGGCUUUAUAUCUGGUUAAUUGGGUUUAUCGUUUCUUUUUAGAGAAUCGCCUAGUCCGCUGGAUACCUUGGGUUUCCGGCUUCAUUCAGACUGCUCUCUAUGCUGAUUUCUUUUACUACUAUCUAAAGAGCUGGAAGAAUCAGGAGAGGCUUCAGCUUCCUGCUUGAAAUUGCCCCUUCGUGGCAAUUUUCAGUUGCCAGCUAACAAAGUAUGCAGCAAGAGCAUUGGAGUUCAGGAAUUCUUGUAAUAUUUAUACUCAGCAUAUAGUGUAUGGCUUCAUUCCUGUAAUGUUGUCUUUAUCAGGGUUCACUGCAGCACGGUCACUUGCAUAGUCAAAUGGCUUAACAUUUGCAGAGUUAAAAAGGAUUUUUACCAUACUUCAAUGAAACAGACCAUGGAUACUUAAA